This is a messenger RNA of Brachypodium distachyon (stiff brome), 1984 nucleotides long. Its product is annotated as 7-deoxyloganetin glucosyltransferase. Gene Ontology annotation, molecular function: UDP-glycosyltransferase activity. The transcript has 2 exons. NCBI's taxonomy places the organism in Eukaryota, Viridiplantae, Streptophyta, Magnoliopsida, Poales, Poaceae. Bases 407 to 1876 code for a protein of 489 amino acids. The record is from RefSeq and is a predicted model, not a curated record.
AUUAUCACCAUGCACAAGAUCAGUAUACCGAAUAAUAAUGCAUGGAAGAAGCGCAUAUAGCACGCGCCAAUCAGUCGCGCGCAUGCAGGCAGCAUGCCCACCUUGUUGGAAUGCAGCAAAGUCCGAAAGGCCCCAUGACCGAGUGGCGCCGCCGCAACCCCAACAAAUUUACACGCCGUACAAAACAAAAUCGCACCGAUCUCGAGGCGCACACUCUAUAAUUCCACGUUCCGUGCCCCGCAGACACCAAUAAUUUCCGAGCACGGGCAAACGUGCACGGCUGUACCCAGCUACAUAUACACCGUACCACCUGACGAGCUCAAGUGGCUCAAGGCUCGAGAAGCAGAGUGCGUUCAACGUGGUAUAUAGUGAGAGAGAGACGGUGAUCUUUGCUGAGCCAGCAGCCAUGGCGGGGACGUCGUUGCCGGCGUCGGAGAGGCCGCCGCACGCCGUGAUGAUCCCGUACCCGGCGCAGGGCCACGUGACGCCGAUGCUGAAGCUCGCCAAGCUGCUCCACGCCCGGGGCUUCCACGUCACCUUCGUCAACAACGAGUUCAACCAACGCCGCCUGCAGCGCGCGCAGGGCGGCGGUCCCGGCGCGCUCGACGGCGCGCCCGGAUUCCGCUUCGCCACCAUCGACGACGGCCUCCCUCGCUCGGACCGCGACGCCCAGCAGGACGUCCCUUCGCUGUGCCGCUCCACCAUGACCACCUGCCUCCCCAGGUUCAAGGCGCUCAUCGCCAGGCUCAACGAAGACGCCGAUGGCGCCGCGCCGCCCGUGACAUGCGUCGUCGGCGACAGCACCAUGACCUUCGCCCUCCGCGCUGCUAAGGAGCUCGGCCUCCGCUGCGCCACGCUCUGGACCGCCAGCGCCUGCGGCUUCAUGGGGUACGCCCACUACAAGGACCUUGUCCAACGUGGUCUCUUCCCUCUCAAAGACGAGGCGCAGUUGAGCAAUGGGUACCUGGACACGACAGUGGACUGGAUACCGGGGUUGCCGAAGGACCUGCGGCUGCGGGACUUGCCAAGCUUCGUGCGCAGCACCGACCCGGACGACAUCAUGUUCAACUUCUUCGUCCACGAGACGGCCGGCAUGGCGCAGGCGUCCGGGGUGGUCAUCAACACCUUCGACGAGCUGGACGCGCCGCUGCUGGGCGCCAUGUCGAAGCUCCUGCCGCCGGUCUACACCGUGGGGCCGCUCCAUCUCACGGUGCGGAACAACGUGCCAGCGGAGAGCCCGGUGGCCGGCAUCGACUCCAGCCUCUGGAUUCAGCAGCAGGACGCGCCGCUCCGGUGGCUCGACGGCCGGGCGCCGGGCUCCGUGGUGUACGUCAACUUCGGGAGCAUCACGGUGAUGUCGAACGAGCACCUGCUGGAGUUCGCGUGGGGACUGGCCAACACCGGCUACGCCUUCCUCUGGAACGUGCGGCCGGACCUCGUCCGGGGCGACGAGGCCGCCCUGCCGCCGGAGUUCUCCGCGGCCACGGCGGGGCGGAGCAUGCUGACGACGUGGUGCCCGCAGGAGAAGGUGCUGGAGCACGAGGCCGUGGGGGUGUUCCUCACGCACUCCGGCUGGAACUCCACGCUCGAGAGCAUCUGCGGCGGGGUCCCCAUGGUUUGCUGGCCGUUCUUCGCCGAGCAGCAGACCAACUGCCGGUUCAAGCGCACGGAGUGGGGAAUUGGGGUGGAGGUGCCCGACGAGGUGAGGAGAGACGAGGUGGAGGCCAUGAUACGGGAGGCCAUGGAGGGGGAGAAAGGCCGCGACAUGCGGCGGCGCGUGCUGGAGCUCCGGGACAGCGCGCUGGCCUCGGCCAAGCCUGGCGGCCGCUCCAUGUGCAAUGUUGAUAGGCUCAUUCAGGAAGUGUUGCUUGCUUGAAGCAGCCAUUGUUGAUGUCUUCUGAUAUAAAACCUCAUCUUGGGUUCGUGGCGUAGGCAUGUGCAAUUAAUUGGUGCUUCUUCUAAUGAGGAAAUGCAACUGUUCACU